ACAGACGGAGCGAUGGCGAGUGAGGGGUACCCUCCUUUCAAACUCAACCGCCCGAGAUAUGACCAAGGCACCUACCUGGGUCGACUGCGGCACUUCAUGGAUGUGAUAGAUCCCCGGACGCUGUUCACCACAGAGGCUAAGCUCCAGGCUUCAGUGACUCUGUUGGAGGAUUACAGUAAUGGCAACCUCAAAUCAUCCACUACAGACAAGCAGCUCUGGGAAGCACAGAAAAUUAAACAGGUAAUCCAGACACCGGGUGAGAAAAUCUUCAUGCCAUUUCGUAUGUCAGGGAAUGUCCCUUUUGGAGCUCCUAUUGUAACCGGCCUUCUGCUGCCCAACCCCUCAAUGUUCCACACAAUCUUCUGGCAGUGGUUGAACCAGAGUCACAAUGCGGGUAUCAACUUCUGUAACAGAAAUGCUACGAAGGAAACCCCUACAUCCAGGUUCCUGAUUGGCUAUUGUGGCGCUGUCACGAGUGCCUUGUCCAUUGCUGUGGGUCUCAAUCUACUGAUAAAGAAUGCUCACAAGUUCAGACCAGCCACCAAACUUCUGAUUAAGAAAUUCAUUCCAUUCCCAGCUGUAGCCACAGCAAGCACCUGCAAUGUUCUCCUCAUGAGGAACUUUGAGUUGUCAGAAGGUAUUGAGGUGUUUGACCAGAAUGAGAAGAUGGUCGGAACAUCCAAGAUUGCCGCCAGAAAAGCUCUGAAGGAGACGGCCUUGACCCGGAUAUGCCUGCCAGCUCCAGUUUUCAUCAUUCCUCCAAUCAUCAUGUCUGUCUUGGAAAAAACCAAGUUUCUCCAGACUUAUCCACGAAUCCACCUGCCAGUGAAUGCUGUUGUGUGUACCACUGUGUUUGGACUUGCUCUUCCUAUGGCCAUAGCACUGUUUCCACAACUCUCACAGGUAGAGGUAGUGGAUCUUGAACCAGAGUUCCGGGAUCUCACCCAGGAUAGUGUGCUGUAUUACAACAAGGGUCUGUGAUUAUCAGGUGGACAACUGACUCCAGCAUCAGAGUUCUGGGAUCUCACCCAGGAGAGUGUGCUGUAUUACAACAAGGGUCUGUGAUUAUCAGGUGGACAACUGACUCCAGCAUCAGAGUUCCGGGAUCUCACCCAGGAGAGUGUGCUGUAUUACAACAAGGGUCUGUGAUUAUCAGGUGGACAACUGACUCCAGCAUCAGAGUUCCGGGAUCUCACUCAGGAGAGUGUGCUGUAUUACAACAAGGGUCUGUGAUUAUCAGGUGGACAACUGACUCCAGCAUCAGAGAUCCGGGAUCUCACCCAGGAGAGCGUGCUGUAUUACAACAAGGGUCUGUGAUUAUCAGGUGGACAACUGACUCCAGCAUCAGAGUUCCGGGAUCUCACUCAGGAAAGUGUGAUGUAUUACAACAAGGGUCUGUGAUUAUCAGGUGGACAACUGACUCCAGCAUCAGAGUUCCGGGAUCUCACCCAGGAGAGUGUGCUGUAUUACAACAAGGGUCUGUGAUUAUCAGGUGGACAACUGACUCCAGCAUCAG
Messenger RNA from Haliotis rubra (blacklip abalone), 1516 nucleotides. Its product is annotated as sideroflexin-5-like. Gene Ontology annotation, molecular function: monoatomic ion transmembrane transporter activity. The record is from RefSeq and is a predicted model, not a curated record. Gene Ontology annotation, cellular component: mitochondrial inner membrane. NCBI's taxonomy places the organism in Eukaryota, Metazoa, Mollusca, Gastropoda, Lepetellida, Haliotidae. The coding region runs from base 13 to 981 and encodes 322 amino acids. The transcript has 12 exons. Gene Ontology annotation, biological process: mitochondrial transmembrane transport; monoatomic ion transport.